AAACAUCAGCACCAAUCCAAAGCCUGUCUGUAGUCUUUUAUAUAAAUAAGACCCCUUCCAUGAUCCUUUUUCAUCAUCAAGCACAAGCAUUAUCAAUUCAGCCAUCAAAGGUUUCUAAAUUUCUUAUUUAAUUUCUUUGUUUCCAAUCUUCCAAGAAAAAAUGCCAAUGCUCAGCGCUAAGAAACUCAUCAAGAUGGCCAGGAGAUGGCAGAAGUUCGUGGCCAAGCAGAGAAAGAGAAUUUCAUUUCCUAGAAAUGGCAGUGAUGCUGAUAUUUGCAGUACAUCCUCAUCCUCCAAAGUUGAAAAAGGACAUUUUGUGGUAUAUACGGCUGAUCAAAGGCGCUUCGUGAUUCCCUUGGUUUACCUUGAAAAUGAGGCCAUUGCACAACUUUUAAACUUGUCCGAAGAAGAGUUUGGGUUACCGAGUGGUGGCCCUAUUACAUUACCCUGUGAUUCGGACUUCAUGGACUAUGUAAUUUCCCUUAUCAAGAAAGGUGUAUCAGCUGGAGAUCUUCACAAAGCGUUGCUCCUCUCAAUUCCUUCAUGUUGCUGUUCAACUUCUUCUUUUUACCAAGAAAGUGGAAAUCAACACAUUCUUGUUUAUUGAGUCAUGAGAGACUCCUUCUGUAAAUGACAGUUGAAAAUGGAUUGUAUAGCAGGUGAAAAAUAGGCAACUGAAAUAUUGUAUUAUAUUACAGAUUGGAAUAGAGCUUUAUCUUGAAAGUAAUCAGAUAUAGCUUCCUUUUUUAAAUUUGACAAUCGAGAAAUCAACUUUGUCCAUCGAG
Molecule: messenger RNA, 785 nt
Organism: Lycium barbarum (goji berry)
Lineage: Eukaryota; Viridiplantae; Streptophyta; Magnoliopsida; Solanales; Solanaceae
Product: auxin-responsive protein SAUR68-like
Exons: 1
Coding region: 161-607 (148 amino acids)
Biological process (GO): response to auxin
Source: RefSeq, a predicted model, not a curated record